Trypanosoma theileri is the source of this 378-nucleotide messenger RNA. RefSeq lists its product as uncharacterized. NCBI's taxonomy places the organism in Eukaryota, Euglenozoa, Kinetoplastea, Trypanosomatida, Trypanosomatidae. The transcript has a single exon. The record is from RefSeq and is a predicted model, not a curated record. Bases 1 to 378 code for a protein of 125 amino acids.
AUGAACGAGAAAGCCAGGAGGCGUUGCGAUACAGCAUGGAGCAUUAUGGGAAAACCCAUGGCGCUGUUGAAGGAUCAUGAAUGGAGUUUACGAAUUAAUAACUAUGACGCACAGCGUAUGAAGGAAGCAGGUAUUAUUUGUACAGCUUCAUCACACCCAACCACAGGAUGGGUGGUUCCUUUUACGGUAGUUGAGGGCAAGCCGUCAAGGCAGAGAAGGCGUUUCAUUGCUUUGCCAAGAGAAAAGAAUGAUAAGGAUGAUUACGAGGCCGAUGUUCCUCUAGGACACAUUUCCCGAUACCUGGAUGUCGUUUACGACGAAACUGCAACAUUAUUUGAUUUAAAGGCAUCAUUGUUUGGGGGUGGCCCUACCAGUUAA